Messenger RNA from Neoarius graeffei (lesser salmon catfish), 1472 nucleotides. RefSeq lists its product as uncharacterized. Gene Ontology annotation, biological process: toxin metabolic process; arsonoacetate metabolic process. The transcript is spliced from 11 exons. Gene Ontology annotation, molecular function: arsenite methyltransferase activity. NCBI's taxonomy places the organism in Eukaryota, Metazoa, Chordata, Actinopteri, Siluriformes, Ariidae. The record is from RefSeq and is a predicted model, not a curated record. Bases 205 to 1296 code for a protein of 363 amino acids. Gene Ontology annotation, cellular component: cytosol.
AUCUUUGAUCCCAAACAACUUCCAGCUCCUUACGAAAGUGCCCUAAACAGGCUGCAACAGUGAAUCCUAUCUCAUACACCCUGUGCAGUGGACUCCUGUGGACCCCUGGACUCCUGUGGACCCCUGACUGACCCACUGAAGCGCUGUCCGUUACAGCAGGUUGUUCUCCAGCUACGGAGUAGUGACUCAGCGCCUGGAUCCAACAUGACAACUCUGGUCCAUGAGAGUGUAAAGAAAUAUUACAGCUCUCUGGAGUCUUCAGCUGGUUUACAGACGAGUGCCGCGUGUUCUGCUUUAUCUCGGCCGCUGUCUCCGAGCGUAAAGCAAGCUCUCACAGGUGUUCAUCCAGAGGUGUGCAAAAGGUUCUUUGGCUGUGGUCUGGUGGCUCCAGAGAAGCUGAAAGGAUGUUCGGUUCUGGAUUUGGGAAGCGGAUUGGGGCGGGACUGCUAUGUCCUCAGCAAACUGGUGGGAGAAGAUGGACAUGUCACUGGCAUUGACAUGACUGAGGAUCUGGUACAAGAAUCAAGGAAAUACAUCGGCUACCACCAGGAGCAUUACGGCUAUGCCCAGCCAAACACCGAGUUUGUGCACGGAUACAUGGAGAAGCUCAGUGAUGCAGGGAUACAGGACGACUCUCUGGACAUAGUGGUAUCGAACUGUGUGGUUUGUCUUUGUCCAGACAAGAGGGCUGUUCUCAGUGAGGCUUACAAAGUACUCAAGGUCGGGGGUGAACUGUAUUUCAGUGAUAUGUACGCGAGCGAGGUAGUUCCUGAGUCUUUCAAACUGGAUCCAGUGCUUUGGGGUGAAGGAAUGGGCGGCGCCCUCUACUGGCAUGAUUUCAUCUCCAUCAUGAAGGACCUGGGUUUCAGUACGCCUCGUCUGGUUGCAGCGAGUCAUAUUGAUGUGCACGAUCCAGAGCUCAAAAGGAAAGCAGGUGAUAUUAAAUAUGCCUCAGGAACCUACCGUGCCUUUAAAUUGCCCCAACACUCCAUUCAAACCAAAGCACUGGUCACGUACAAGGGGACGGUUCCAGACUUUGCAGAGUGUUUUCAGCUUGAUGCUUCAAACUCCUUUAAGGUAAAUGUAUCUGUCGAGGUGGAUGCUGAGAUUGCAGCGAUCCUCCAGUACUCACGUUUCUCACCAGACUUCAUCGUCCAGAUGACAGACAAGCCUGAUCCUAGCCUCAGCUCUGCUCAGCAGUACUGCCACCUGAGCCCGUUCAUGCUGGCAGACAGACUGGGCUCUUCUGUGAAGCAGUGCUCGAAGACGGGCGUGGCAGCUGGAAGCUGUGGGUAAUGAGGAAAAGUGCAUCGUGUUUGUUCACCAUGGGAUUAAAAGCUCUGCGUCGAACAGAAACACACUGGAUUCAGAAGUGGAAACUGAGGCCUUUGUGUGUGUGUGUGUGUGUGUGUGUGUGUGUGUGUGUGUGUGUGUGUGUGUGUGUGUGUGUGUGUGUGUUUUGUGAUAUUUGA